Cornus florida is the source of this 1410-nucleotide messenger RNA. Its product is annotated as syntaxin-22-like. The record is from RefSeq and is a predicted model, not a curated record. Gene Ontology annotation, molecular function: SNAP receptor activity; SNARE binding. Gene Ontology annotation, biological process: vesicle-mediated transport; intracellular protein transport; vesicle fusion. The coding region runs from base 218 to 1027 and encodes 269 amino acids. Gene Ontology annotation, cellular component: membrane; endomembrane system; SNARE complex. NCBI's taxonomy places the organism in Eukaryota, Viridiplantae, Streptophyta, Magnoliopsida, Cornales, Cornaceae. The transcript is spliced from 7 exons.
AAGCAGUUCUUCCUAAAACUGAAUAGCCCUGUUUUGGUUUUUUAACAUCUGCUGAAUCUUAUUCUUCUUUUCAACAUACCAGACCAGAAGAACUCAAAUUCCGUGAGUGCUCCUUUUCGAAAACAGAGAAUAAUCCGCCAUGCUUCUAUGAAAACCGACCGAUAACUUUCCUGCUCCUUGAGAAAGCCUCCCUUUACUUGUCAGAAAGCCCAAAAGUAUGAGCUUCCAAGAUCUCCAGAAUUGGGGGACCAAGCCCUCCUCCUCGGUUGCGUCUCAAAAUCCAUCGCAGACCGUGGCUGCCGGAAUAUUCCAGAUCAAUACUGCCGUCGCCGGAUUCCGUAGGCUUGUUGAUGCCAUCGGAACCUCCAAGGACACCCCCGAUCACCGUCAAAAGCUGCACAAUACAAGGCAACGGAUAAUGCAGUUAGUGAAGCAAACUUCUGCCAAGCUCAAAUCCCUCAGCGAAUCCGACCGGGGUACCACUGUCGAUCAAAGCAAGAGAAUAGAAGAUGCUAAGCUUGCAAGAGAUUUUCAAACUACCUUACAAGAAUUUCAGAAAGUUCAACAGCUUGCCUCUGAGCGCGAGUCUACUUACUUGCCUUCUGCUUCUCCAUCUUCCUUCAUGACUACCACUAACUCUGGUGAAUACUCGGUGCCUACCAUGGAACAGGAGAACCAACCAUUUCUUACAGAACAAAAGAGGCAGGAGGUAUUACUGCUGGGAAAUGAAAUUGCAUUCAAUGAAGCCAUAAUUGAGGAAAGGGAACAGGGUAUUAGAGACAUACAAGAUCAAAUUGGCGAAGCAAAUGAAAUAUUUAAGGACCUUGCUGUUCUAGUUCACGAGCAAGGUGUUGUUAUUGACGACAUUCAAUCAAACGUUGAGGCUUCCUCUGCUAUGACAACCCAAGCUAGAGUACAAUUAUCAAAGGCUUCCAAAAGUGUGAAUUCUAAAUCCUCGUGGUGUUGGUGGGUGCUGGCGAUUUUCGUAGUGGUGGUGGUCAUUUUACUCCUUGUCUUUAUCUUAUAAUGUGCAAGUACACGUCUGCAGCUGUAGUGUGCAUCUUACGGGGAGAUUUGUCUGAUGUCUAUCACUUAUUGUUGGAUCUUUACGGUAUUCAAGAAACUGAAUGUAUUAAAGCGCCCACGCCAUUUUGGUCUUGUUUUAUUAUCAGUUCUUCACGAGUAAAAGCACUGUAUAUCUAUUUUUGGUUAUGCUGAGCAAGUGGGACGCUCUUAUCGUGGUCAAGCCUAACGGUGGCAAUUCGUUUUGGCUAGUUGUAAUGGUGUGGUUUUAACCUCCGAGUAUUCUGGACACAACUUGUUUAAUAGUCGCGAACUCUCGACACGAACACAACUCAUUUAUUAAAUGGGUAACAAGACAUAAUAUGUAUGACUUAAAGUUACACAAUC